Molecule: messenger RNA, 3919 nt
Organism: Amphiprion ocellaris (clown anemonefish)
Lineage: Eukaryota; Metazoa; Chordata; Actinopteri; Pomacentridae
Gene: wdr75
Product: WD repeat domain 75
Exons: 21
Coding region: 46-2568 (840 amino acids)
Biological process (GO): positive regulation of transcription by RNA polymerase I; positive regulation of rRNA processing
Cellular component (GO): nucleolus
Molecular function (GO): RNA binding; protein binding
Source: RefSeq, a predicted model, not a curated record
CAGCAGGGGCAGCGGUCAGAGGUGAAAGUUAACGCCGGUGACAACAUGGUUGAACACGGGGAUAUCCGCGUGGUUCACCGAGGUGGCAGUAAAAUAGACUUCAGGCAGCCUGUCAUCACCAAUGAUUCAAGGUUCCUGCUGUGCGCCUCAGGGGAGUGUGUGAAGGUGUUCAGCACCUCCACAGAGGAGUGUAUCCACGACCUGCAGGGACACACUGACCUGGUGACAGGUGUGCUGCUCAGACCCUCCAACCAUCUGCAGGUCUACUCCUGCUCAAUAGAUGGCACUGUCAGACUCUGGGACUUCACAGACGGCAUUCUCAUCAAGACUUACGUCAUCGGAUGUCCUGUCUACUCCAUCUACGCAUCUGCAAACCAUGAAGGAGUCAUCUUUAUUGUUGUCCCCAUGCUUGGUGACAAAAGAUCUGAGUUGUUCCAGCUGGUUGCAGUGCAUCUGCCACAGAGUGGAGAUCAGCUGGUGGAAUCCCGAGAACUUUCUGCUGUGCUCAGCAAUGUCAGCUCCAACCCAGCAGACAUCGCCUUCGGUAGAGGGGGGGAAUAUAUUGCUUCAGCUAAAGGUUUGCAGUUGAAAGUCUUCUUCUUCAAGAAGCAGAAAUCAUAUGAGUUUUCCCUUAAAGAGGACAACAAGAAGGGAGGCCUGAACACAUUCACGUGCGUUGCCUGUCACCCGAAAGAUGACUGCAUUGCCACGGGGCAUGGGGACGGCAAGAUUCGCCUGUGGAGAAACUUUAACCAUAAGAAGGAGUACACAUACUCCACCCUGCACUGGCACCACAACGCUGUGAGCUCACUGUGCUUCACUCCAGAAGGCACCAACCUGCUGAGUGGAGGUGUGGAGUCGGUGCUUGUUCAGUGGCGUUACAACCAAGAGAGUCAGCGGGACUUCCUGCCCCGCUUGGGUGCUGCCAUCACACACAUUGCUGUCUCACCUGAUGGAGCGCUGUUCUGUACCUCACACAGCGACAACAAGAUCACAAUCAUCCAGAGCUGUGUUAAAGUGUCAGCUGUCAUUCAGGGCCUGGUCAAAGGAGAAAGUGUCCAGACAGACUUGAUUGUGGACCCACGCAGCAAAGCUUUGGUGCUGAAUGGGAAACCAGGACACCUACAGUUUUACUCCCUCCAACGAGACAAACUGCUGUACAAUCUGGACAUAGUGCAGCAGGAGUACAUUCAUGAAUUGGGCCUGGAGCAGUUUGAGGUUGUCAAAGCAGCAUUUGAUGCCUCCGGCACCUGGCUAGCAACCGUGGAAGAACGAAAACAAAAAUCUGCUGAGCUAGAGGUUAACUUGAAACUGUGGGCAUUCGAUGAACAAACGCAGAGUUUUGUGCUGAACACGACCAUCUCAGCGCCCCACGAGGCCAGGAUUACAGCCAUGUGCUUUCGCCAAGCCACUGACAGCCAGACCACCAUGCUGGUCUCCACCAGCAAGGACGGACAUUUCAAAGCCUGGCAGCUGGCCACACCAGCCCACACAGAGGAUGAAGGUCCCUCCUGGUCGUGUGAUUUUGUUGGAACCUAUCACGGCCUGGUGCCUGAAUGCUGCUGUUUCUCAGCCGACAGCUCUCUGUUGGCCGUCAGCUUUCAGGAGGUGGUGACUGUGUGGAGCCCUACCUCCUGGGAGCUUCUGACUACUCUGUCCCAGCCACCAGGAGCCAUCAGGGAUCUUUGUUUUGGCCGUCUAAGCUGUUCUAAGUAUCUGCUGGGAACCACUGCCAAAAAUCUGCUUUGCUGUUGGAACCUUCUCACCUGCUCCUUGGAAUGGAGCACCUCCAUGGACAUCAGCCUGCUGCUAGCUGACCCCCUCUCUGAGAACAUGGCAGCCUUCUGCUGUCAAGCUGGAUGCACCGACUUGUUUGUGUUCAAGCCCAGCGAGCCUCGGCCACUGUUUUCCCAUAAGGCUGUGUGCUCAGGCACCGUGACUCGUGCUGUCUUCGCCCCGAGAGAGAAGAUGCUGGAUAGCUGCGAAGAGAACAGCCAAUGGCUCAACCGCUCUCAGCUUCACUUUCUCACACAGUACAUGGACCUCAUGACAUUCACCACCAAAGCAGAGGAUGACAGGCUCAUGGCUUCCAGCAAACAGCUUGUGAUUGAUGACAGCGUCGCCAUGACGCCAUUCUACCUGCUACUGGGGAAACACCGGCAUCAGCAACAGGAAAAUCAAGACCCAAUGAGCAGCCUAUCUGCUGAGAGAACACCUUUGCCACAGAGCUCUGUGGCUAUCAAAGAGCUUCUGCAGACUCCAGCCCAUGUCCUGCCCUCUACUUCAUUCCUCUGCUCCAUGUUUGUGCAGUCUCUGCUCAUCUCUGUCACAGACCUCAGUGGCUGCAGGGAGAACAACAAAAAGGCAGAGGAGGAAAUGGAAAGCGAGAAAGAGGAAGAGGAUUCAGAGCAGGAAAUGGAGUCGAGCAUCGUGAGGUCAGAACAGGCAGCAGUGAGCGUUCAGUCAGCAGAGUGUGCUGCCCCCGCCUUAACGAAAGCCCAGGUUAGAGAGCUGAGGAGGCUGAAGAAACUUGACCACAGCUGGCUUGCAGGCCUCCUGGACUCCUGAACACGACCAUGUGCAACAACAGACUCUCACGGAGACAGUGCCUAUAGAGGGUUUUCACCAGCCACUGGGAAGUUUUAUUUUAUUGCUUUAUGAAUUAUCCCAAAGUGGAUUCCUUCUGGAAAAAAGCACAGUGCCCAAGCUCUGUGCAAACACCAGAUAAACAUUUGAUUGUAUAAGUAUCUGCUGCUUUGGCAGCUUUAGGUCAUUUUGGACAUAUCUAUUGGUUUUACCCACCUGAAGAAUAGAAGUGUCUGCUAAGUUUCUCGUGUUUAAAACUGCUGAUUUUCUUUUGUAGAGAAAUUGUGUUUCACAAGCAGUUUUUUGGUCGAAAUUCUGGGCUGUGUUAGGGUAUGAGGACUCAACUACACCAGAAUAUGACCGUUUCUAAGUCAUGUCUGAGAGUCUUUGGAUGUAUGUUUGCGGUCGGAGCCUUGUUAGGAAAUAAAUGCUUUCCUAAAUCGGUGUUCUCUUGCUGCAGGUUUUCCUUUGUGCUGCAGAUCACCGAAUUUUCAACGUGAGGUCAAUUCCUCUUUUGUUGAGUUUCAUUAAUCACAAGUGAUCACAUGCAAACAUGAGCUCUGUUGCCAAUAUAACUGCAGAAGUUCCAGUCUUUGUGAGAUGUGACCUUGCCACUCUUUGCAAUCUGUGUGUAUGCUGUCUCUCAAAUUGGUUGUGUCAAUUGGGAACCUUCUACUUGCUAUCCUCAAAUGUCUGAGGUCCUGCUACAGUGAAGCAUCCCUACAGUGCUUGGGGAACGCAGUAUUUUUUUGCCAUAGUUUGGCCCAAAAUUCCAUACUUACCUUUCAGCAUAUUGUAACUCAAGUGAUUUGAGAGGAAACUAGACUUCUGCACCGCCUCUGGAUUGUGUUUUUAGGCUUUGGAAAAUCUGGCCUGUGAAAGGAGCGUUAACCAUUCAUUCAACGACCUCGUGGUCAGCACCCUAAAUCUUCACCAGGAUGCUCUCAGAUUUAUUAAAUUGAAUGCCCCUGUUUGAUCAACACUAUCCUAUCCCCUUUGAUGCACAACAUGGGUCAAAAGUGACCCAUAUUCAAUGGAAAAUGAGUAUCUUGACCCAUGUUGUGCAUCAAAAGGUUAACAAAAAUGCAGCAUCACAGAUGGUUUUGAGAUGCCAUAAUAAAAACAGUAAAUACUUAUGCCAUCAUUUGUUUUGAUCAGAUUUGUUGGUCUUUCUUGUAUAUCAAAGUAUUUUUUAUGCCUAAUUAAUGCCUAAUUAUAUCCACAAUGAGUCAGUUACAACAUAAAGUCCAAUGGCAGGAUGAAAAUCUUUUAUACAAACUUAUUUUUUUUCUACACUUUGAAGUUUAAUUAAAAAAAAGUCUUCAUGCCACCA